Rodentolepis nana is the source of this 1239-nucleotide messenger RNA. The record is from the annotation of a GenBank genome assembly. Lineage: Eukaryota; Metazoa; Platyhelminthes; Cestoda; Cyclophyllidea; Hymenolepididae.
AUGGCUCCUACGUUAAAAACUGAGGCCCAAUGUUUGGAGACACCGCUGAAUAAGAAAACAUUGAAAGACGUAGCAGAAAAGGUAGAACCCGAGACUGGUAACUCCCCCUUCUACAAUGUGGUGGUGAAGAAUGCUGCGGUUCGCUUAAAAUCAGCUGAAAAGGGAGGGAAGAAACUAAAGUCGUUUAAAUUCAAGAAAGUUGAUGAAAUGCAUGUCGAUGAACGCGGCAAUAUGGUGACUCUGGGAGUUGAGCGUAAGAAAAACAAGAUGGUGUGUCUGGCUAUGAAAUUUGGAGUAAUCGAUGAAAGAGAGAAGUUUCAAGAUCUUGCUAAAUGGAGCAAUCCUUUGAUAAGAUUUUCAACCAGGAAUUAUGCUUUGAAUGAUGUCAAGGAGGAUAAAUCUGAACUUAAAAUGGAACAGGCUACUUCAAGUGGAUAUGAAACCGCUCCAAAUAGAAAUCAAAAUAGAGCAAGAAGUCAACAUCCUCCUUUUUCGCUCCGGCAAUCUGGAGAACCGCCUAGAUUUCCCUCAAGGUACUCAUCUUCUUCCAAAGGCGAUUAUUACCUAACAGACGGAAGCCAAGGACUUUCAUCGCGUUAUAGAACGAACUCAAUAGGUUCUCCCUAUCACCAAGUCAAUAAAAAUCGAUUCAAAUCAAAUGAUAUGGAGUCUCUUCCCCCGUCAGAGUUUUCUGCCUAUUCUAUGAGAUCACCAAACGUUGUUAGUACCAGUGUGUCCUAUGCUGGCCCGAAUGGCUCAACAGCUAGAAUUUAUCGACCUCGAAGCCAAAAAGCCCCACGUUCGAGUAGGAAAAAAAACCUACUGGAUAUUAGAUCUGAUGACUCCGAUGAAAGCGCUUUCAUAAAUUCGACUAUAAGGGAGCGAAGAGGUGGUGGCAGAAAGAAGGAGUUGGUUCCCAUUGAUUAUGCUGUCCCAAAAGAAUCUCGCAAUUUCCACAGGCUCAAUAGGCAGCCUUUGACUGCAGGCUCCAGGAAAAGAAAGUCACGAAGUCACGAUAGAAGUCAUAGAAAUGACAGCCCCGUGACGUGUCCUGUGAUCUAUUUACUUUGGGAUUCAAGUGGAGAGGAGGAGGAGGAGAGCGAUUAUGAGUAUGCCGAAUCACCUUCCAACUAUAGGGACAGCUUAUACUCCUCGGCAAGUGAGUGUUCUGGUAAAUUGGAAAACGCUGAAAUGUUGCUACGGGAAUUGCAUAGGCAGAGAAAUGUUCGCCAUCGGUAA